AUGUCUCGGCCUCCCCGCUCUCCCCAGCAUCCAUCCAUCAUCGAUGUUCUGAGUCGAUCUUUCAAAUCCCUAACCAAGAUGGAGUCCCUUGCCGCUGUGGAAACGAAUACUCUGUCUCAACAAGUACUGGAAUACACAUUAAAUACUGAUGGGCUAGAUACCUCAGGCACCACAGGCAUGUACACAACUCACCAGCAGCAGCAGUUCUUACAACAGUUGAAGGGCAAAGCACAAAAGCAAGCCCAUACAACUGCCAAUGAUACUGGUGUAUCACUCUCAACCCCUGGAGCCUCCAAGCUUCUGAUGUUCAUCAUUGCAGCUAAAGAAUUUUCAACGCCAGUAGCCUACGGACUAGCCAACAAAUUCAACAAGCUUGAGGUUGAGGAGCAGGCCAAGCAGUUCCUGGAUGCUUCGGAUGUUUCUCUCACAACUGGAACCAAAGCCAAGGCGGACGUUAAAUACAAAGCAGAGCGUCUGCUUGAUGGUGAAGAAGCUUGCUUUAGCUUUAGAGUUCCUGAGCAGGGGUAUAAACAUGGAAUUUUCGAUCUACUAUGUGCUUCUUUUGUGGCAAACGCGGCGAUUGACUUGGCGAAGCGGAUGUUUGAAGGUAUCCAGAAUCUCCUUGAAAAAUAUGGCAGAUUCGGAAAGUUUAUAAACGCCACGUACGCAGUCUAUUAUGAUAAGAAACACGACGAGCGCCUGGGGUUUCACGAACAGCCAGUCGACAGGAUGGACUUCCGCGUGUACAACCAGGCCGAGCAAUGUCUGUGUACCCGACAUAUUUGGUGUCGAGGUCGUUAG
Molecule: messenger RNA, 801 nt
Organism: Paracoccidioides lutzii Pb01
Exons: 4
Coding region: 1-801 (266 amino acids)
Source: RefSeq, a predicted model, not a curated record